Pyricularia oryzae 70-15 is the source of this 1746-nucleotide messenger RNA. RefSeq names its product survival factor 1. The coding region runs from base 238 to 1407 and encodes 389 amino acids. Lineage: Eukaryota; Fungi; Ascomycota; Sordariomycetes; Magnaporthales; Pyriculariaceae. Gene Ontology annotation, biological process: response to oxidative stress. The transcript is spliced from 5 exons. Gene Ontology annotation, cellular component: cytoplasm. The record is from RefSeq and is a predicted model, not a curated record.
GGCGCGCUUGUCCCUCCAUAAAUUUGCCGAUGGCUACGACCCGGGCAUUCCUCAGACCGAGAUAGGAUUGAAAAAACGAGCGGUGAGGUGACUCGAUAAUCUUGAACAAUCUUGCUGAAAGAGAUUUUGCUAUAAAGAAACGUUUCCGAGUGUGCUACUUGUUCUUCAUCCUAGCGGAUCUGCUGUACAAAAGGUUUACGAUUGGAAGCUGUUAAAGCAGCUGAAAACACCGCAGCAAUGUUCAACUGGGCUAAACAACAGCUGGCCAAUGUUGCCGGCACCCAGGAGCCGAUCUAUGGCCCGACCGCCAUCAAGUCAGUUGCCCAGGAGACAUCAAAUAUCUCGCAUACGGAGCUUACCCGCGAUGACCUGAAGUGGCGGGCGAUGACAUCCACCUGUGUCGAGACGCAGACAUUCUAUAUGACCACUGACAGUGGUCACCUUGCCUUCGUGCAGGUCAUUUACAGCAAUGUUGCCGGCAUCCGAACAACAUGCCAGUUCAACACCAAGGUCUUCAACCUCAAAGACGACGGCAAGCCGCACCUGUGGUGCACAACACCCUUGAGCAACCACUCCUUCAGUGACGAUAUGACCGCUUUCUAUGCCGACGACUGCGCCGUCGAGCUUUCCGAGGACGGCACAUCAUACACUAUCAAGUCCAUGACCGACGAGCGAGCCAUCGUCAACAUCAAGGUCACCAGGACCACCCCAGGGUUCCAUGCAGGCAAGACGGGCACCACCUUGUUUGGAACAGAUCUGUCGGAUCCCUGGGGAACAAUGCGCCAUGCCUUCUGGCCAAGGUGUCAGACGGAAGGCACAAUCACGACUCCCGACGGACCGGUCGACGUCAAGGGACGCUGCCUGUUUGUCCAUGCGCUGCAGGGCAUGAAGCCCCACCACGCCGCCGCCAGCUGGAAUUUUAUCAACUUUCAAGGCCCUACACACUCGGCCGUCUUGAUGGAGUACAUAACACCACCGUCGUAUGGGUCUACGACUGUCAGUGUCGGUGCGAUCGCCAAGGAUGGUGAAAUUGUUGUUGCUGGCUGCUCAAACCAUGUUGAGCAUGUCGAAAUUCGAAAGGACUCGGAAAACGACUGGAAGGAGCCGACGAAAGUCAAGCUGACUUGGUCCGGUGCGACAAAAGAUGGCAAGAAGGUCGAUGCCGGCAUUGUGAGCGAGUACGAGACACGCCUGGACCGUAUCGACGUUAUGGCCGAGGUUCCCGGCUUCGUGAAGAAGUUUGCCGCAGCUACCGCAGGAACCAAACCUUAUAUUUACCAGUACAUGCCCCGCAAAGCCAGUCCAACACUGAAGCUCAAGAUCGGAGAUGAGCCUGAGAUUACCGAGACCGGCGCCAUGUUCUGCGAGGCGACCUUUAUCACCGAUUCCACCACUGGGGAACAGUGAGGGGCUGCUCUGAUAAGUUUGUAAGUCAUGUUGGGGUGAAUGAGAACAGUUCAUUUUCAGGAAACCCAAUUAUACAAUUUCGGGUCUUGCUUGCGGUUUCACAAGCAAUAUAUGCGAAUAGAGGUUGUUAUAGGUAGAAGCGCUUGUAUCACAAGACGCAGGGCUUAAUGGAUAUUGGACAGAUCAAUAGGGACUUUGAAUUUUAAUGAAGAUUAUCAAGUAUUUGGACCAGGUUUUGGUGGGUAAUAUUCGCACCCAAGCCCCAGGAGGGAGACAUCCUGUCAGCUUACAUCUCAAGUAUGGGAAUGUUUUAUCAUGUCAAGUCAGAGAAAUUCCGAA